Colletotrichum tamarilloi is the source of this 753-nucleotide messenger RNA. RefSeq lists its product as uncharacterized. NCBI's taxonomy places the organism in Eukaryota, Fungi, Ascomycota, Sordariomycetes, Glomerellales, Glomerellaceae. The record is from RefSeq and is a predicted model, not a curated record. Bases 1 to 753 code for a protein of 250 amino acids. The transcript has a single exon.
AUGGCCAUCUCCAAACUACUCGCAAUACUUAAAAGUAAUUUUCGCCCCCCGGCGGGCACCUCGUGGACCGCCGGAGACGACGUGAGCGAAUUCUACCGCAGCUGGGGCUUCACCACCUACCGCACCGCCUACGGCCCGGCCACCGACGUGCAGUGGCGUAUCCUCCUGGACAAGAUCCGGGCCCAGGUUGUUUCCGAGAUAGACUGCUACGUUGAGGCCGGCGAGGAAGACGUCGCCGCGCAGCUCAAGUCCCUCUUCGUCCUCGACGCCCGCUCCGAUGCCGCCCUGCUCGCAGAUAAGUCCAUGGACGAGGUGCGCAUGAUUUACAAGCAGGCGGCGGUGGCCAGUCGCAGCUCCGGCGACCCUAUUGACAAGGAUAAUAACCAGUCACUGCCCCUCAUGCACGACAGCCCUAACCAGCGUGCGUUCCUCCUUGCUGACGCCGAGGUGCUUGAGGGCGUCGACCGGGACCCCUACUUCUGGGUCAAGUGCGUCGAGGCUGAUUUCGCCGAGGGAGAUUUGGCCGAGGCGGACAGCGCCCCGGCCGCGCCCUGGGGGAGACAUAGAGCAGUCAGGCCGUGGUCUGGCUGGAUGAAGAUGACGACCCGCAGCGUGGUCGAUUUGUGUGCCGAGAUGCCGGUGCGCGAUCUGGCUAACAUCGCGCCUGAUGCGAGGGCCGCGGACGAGAUGCCUGUGUACAACGGCGAGCUGACGGGGUCGUCGCUGACGAGCAAGAUGUCGAGCGGCAAAUGA